CAGCAUUAUCUCAUCGAGUUAUCCACCCACUCCUUGUACACAGCCCUUCAGUCGGACUCUGACACCCAGCACUUCCAUUUCCAUAUUUCAGUCCAGUCUGUCAUCUAUCCAUCCAUCUAUUCAUCCUGCCAGGCAACACCGUGCAUGGCUCCGGUGUCAUUUCUCCUCAGGUAAAAAGGCUCUUGGACUGACUGUUGCUCCACCAGCACCGCGUCCUCAAUCAGCCAGCAUGGAGGAGCUCCAGAGGAAACUGAAUCAGCGCUAUGAAGGCAGCAAGCCCAGAAAGGUGAGGUUCAAGCUGGCGUCAUCGUACAGCGGCCGCGUCCUGAAGCACGUGUACGAGGAUGGUCAGGAACUGGACAGCCCGGAGGAGAAAUACCCUCACAGCUUCAUCCACCGCAAGAUCCCCCCCAGCCACCUGGAGAUGGAGCAGCUCUGUGGGUUUGAGGACAUGCAGGGGGACCAACAGGAUGUGUAUCCUCCCACAGGGCUCAUUGCCCAGAGAAUAAACGUGUACAGAGGGAUGGGAGGCUACAGACCCAUGGUCGACCAAGCUGAGGAAGCAGAGGGAGAUGCCAAAUCCCCGGUGCUGGACUUUGGCAAGAUCAUCAUCUACACCAGCAAUCUGCGCAUCAUCAGAGCACCACCGAGGAAGCCCGACGCCUCGCGACACCACGCAGCGCCCGCUGUGGUCUUGGAGGGCCACCCACAGGCCAGGGAGCGGGGGAGCAGGAGGAAGGCGAAAGCAAUCUGCGCCCAGGAGGAGGAGGUGGAGAACCAGCCCAGUGACACAGAGGACAAGGAGGUAGCCAGUUGCCAGCAUUGUGGUGGUUCGGGCUGUGCUCCCUGCUCUCUGUGUCACGGCAGCAAGCUGUCCAUGCUGGCGAACCGCUUCAAUGAGUCCAUCAGUGAUCUGCGCUGCCAAGCCUGCUACCCCCAUGGUCUGGAGAAGUGCCAGUCCUGCUCCAGCAAAUAGCACCAUUUGGCUGACACCCAUGUCUGGCAUUGAGCGAGAAAAUGAGUGAGUGAAUGAGUGAGUGAGUGAGUGAGUGUAUCUGUGCAUGUGUGUGUGUGUGUGUGUGUGUGUGUGGUGCGUGUGUACUGGAUGUCCUAUCAGCUUGUCAGAAUUGUCUCUGCGGCAAUAUUGCCCUAAUCCAAAAUGUACUUGGUGGGGUGUUUCGAAGCGCUACUAGGAAACAUAAGCCAUCAUUGGAAAAGAGAAUUGUAACUGUGCAGUGGGCGAAAAAUCAUAAAAUACAAUUACUGUGUGCAGUGAAUAUGGCUCACGAUAAGACAAACACAUAAUCACUCUUUUGUUGUUGCAUAUUAUUUUGCAUCUGCACCCUUUUCGGUGAUAACACCGGGUUCCGCGACAGAGUUAUCAUUUUAAUUAAAACGAUGCAAACAAUUCUGCAAUUUAUUUCAUCCAGAGGGAAAAGCUGCCCUGUUCCUAUCUUUGCUCUCUACUCACCGGAGAGAUCGAAGCCUUUUUAUCUCUCAGCACUAUGCAUGCACUACGACAGUAACUGAUGCUUUCAUUUAAUCAAAGUAGUAGAUAGUUAAAAUCAAAGGAAACUUAAUGAUUGAAGCAAAACACAGAUAAAAGUAGAAUAAAGAAAUAGAGCUGGACAGAGAGAGGAGGACAUACAGAUGGUGAGAGAAAAAAGAGGCAAACAGUUUAAUAAAUGGUAAUAUGGGGACAUAGGUGAGGUCAGAGGAGUAUUAUUAAGAGGAUUUUUUUUUUUCAAAGAAAUGGUUAGGGAUGAAAUUAACAGAGAGACACAGAGGAGAAAAAUAUGGAUAAAUCAAAAGCUAAAUGAAUUGUAACAGUGGAGCAAUAGGUCAGCUCAGGAAAUUAUGAUGAAAUGUUUUAAAUUGACAGUGACUAAUUCUCAGGUGAUUGCCAUUCUGAGUUGUUGUUUCUGAGCUUGUUCCACACAGUUUUGGUAUAUGAAUU
Messenger RNA from Myripristis murdjan (pinecone soldierfish), 1957 nucleotides. It is a transcript of the gene grxcr2, whose product is annotated as glutaredoxin and cysteine rich domain containing 2. The transcript has 5 exons. The coding region runs from base 230 to 976 and encodes 248 amino acids. Gene Ontology annotation, biological process: sensory perception of sound. Lineage: Eukaryota; Metazoa; Chordata; Actinopteri; Holocentriformes; Holocentridae. The record is from RefSeq and is a predicted model, not a curated record.